Limanda limanda (common dab) is the source of this 1635-nucleotide messenger RNA. RefSeq names its product secretagogin-like. The record is from RefSeq and is a predicted model, not a curated record. The transcript has 11 exons. Gene Ontology annotation, cellular component: synapse; dendrite; nucleus. Gene Ontology annotation, molecular function: calcium ion binding. Bases 1 to 843 code for a protein of 280 amino acids. Gene Ontology annotation, biological process: regulation of presynaptic cytosolic calcium ion concentration; regulation of long-term synaptic potentiation. NCBI's taxonomy places the organism in Eukaryota, Metazoa, Chordata, Actinopteri, Pleuronectiformes, Pleuronectidae.
AUGGACCUGGACCUGGACCUGGACCUGGACCUGGACCUGGACCGGCUGGACGCCUCCGGCUUCUCACACAUCUGGACGCUUCUGGACGUGGACGAUCACGGUUUCAUCGAAGCGACGCAGCUCGACGACUUCUUCCGUCGCGUGAUGGAGAAACUGGGAAAGAAGAGAGAAGAGAUCACUGAACUCAACAUCAGGCGACUGAGAGAAAGGUUCAUGUCGGCUGAUGACGUCUCAGCCGCCGGACGCCUGCAGAUCCAAGAGCUCGCAGCCAUGAUGCUGUCGGAGGAAGAGAAGUUCCUGCUCCUGUUCCACAGAGAGACGCCGCUGGACGACAGCGUGGAGUUCAUGAGGAUCUGGAGAAACUACGACGUCGACAGCAGCGGCUUCAUCUCCGCCGUCGACCUCAAGGGCUUCCUUCAGGACCUGUUCCUCCAACACAGGAAGUCCAUCCCCGCGGAGAAGCUGGAGGACUACACUGUCUCCAUGAUGAAGAUGUUCGAUAAGAACCAGGACGGCCGAUUGGAUCUGAACGACCUGGCCAGAAUUUUGGCUCUGAAAGAAAACUUCUUACUGAAGUUUAAGAUGGACGCCUGCAGUCAGGACGACAGGAAGAGGGACUUCGAGAAAAUAUUCACUCACUAUGACGUCAGUAAGACGGGUGAGUUGGAGGGUCCUGAGGUCGAUGGAUUUGUCAAAGACAUGAUGGAGCUGGCGAAGCCCAGCCUCAGUGGCACAGACCUGGACAAGUUCAGGAAAGCUGUGCUCGGCCACUGUGACAUCAACGGAGACGGAAAGAUCCAGAAGAACGAGCUGGCUCUCUGCCUCGGCCUGAAGCUCAGCUAGCGUCCUCCGCCUGGCCUUCCUCUCCCUCCUCUUCCUCCUCUUCCUCCUCUUCCUCUCCUCUUCCCUCCUCUUCCUCUCCUCUUCCCUCCUCUUCCUCUCCUCUGCCUCCUCUUCCUCUCCUCGUCCUCCUCUUCCUCCUUCUCUAUGUUGCUUCCUCUCCUCUUCCCUCCUCUUCCUCCUUCCCUCUGUUGCUUCCUCUCCUCUUCACUCCUCUUCCUCCUUCUCUCUGUUGCUUCCUCUCCUCUUCACUCCUCUUCCUCCUUCUCUCUGUUGAGUCCUCUCCUCUUCCCUCCUCUUCCUCCUUGUCUUCCCUCCUCUUCCUCCUUCUCUCUGUUGCUUCCUCUCCUCUUCCCUCCUCUUCCUCCUUCCCUCUGUUGCUUCCUCUCCUCUUCACUCCUCUUCCUCCUUCUCUCUGUUGCUUCCUCUCCUCUUCCCUCCUCUUCCUCCUUCUCUCUGUUGCUUCCUCUCCUCUAACCUCCUCUUCCUCUCCUCUUCCCUCCUCUUCCUCCUUCUCUCUGUUGCUUCCUCUCCUCUUCACUCCUCUUCCUCCUUCUCUCUGUUGCUUCCUCUCCUCUUACCUCCUCUUCCUCUCCUCUUUCCUCCUCUUCCUCCUUCUCUCUGUUGCUUCCUCUCCUCUAACCUCCUCUUCCACUCCUCUUCCCUCCUCUUCCUCCUUCUCUCUGUUGCUUCCUCUCCUCUUCCUCCUCUUCGUCCUUCUCUCUGUUGCUUCCUCUCCUCUUCACUCCUCUUCCUCCUUCUCUCUGUUGCUUCCUCUCCUCUUCACUCCUCUUC